AUGGUUCCCAACUAUGCGUUUUACCCUCACAGUAGGGCCGCCACCAAUUCCACGUCGUCAACGUCGACAGCAACAGCCUGCAUUCCUGAGCGCUUGUUGCGCAAUAACAAGAGGCCGCUCGAAUCGGCUGCAUCCCCACUUUCUCUACCACUGUCUGAGAAGAAACCGGUGGUUCCGCGCGCUGCUGCUACGACCGUCAGCGCCGCCAUGAAGGCCGAUGAGUCCACGCCGCUGCUGAGUCCAAAUGACGAGCUGAGCAAGGGCCCGCCUGCUGCUGGGUUCGCCCGGGCAUUAAGCACGGGAAGCAGCCGCCAUGCGAAGCCAAGCCGGCUCCCGCAGGCCAUCGCGCACCGUGGGUACAAGGUAGCGUUUCCGGAAAACACCAUGGCCGCAUUCCGGAGCGCAGUAGAGAUCGGCGCCCAUGCUAUUGAAUCAGAUCUGCACCUUUCGAAAGAGGGCGUUGUCGUUUUGUCACAUGACCCUACUCUUAAGAGAUGUUUCGGCAUAGAUGCGAAAGUUGCCGAUUAUGAUUGGGAUUAUCUCAGUACACUACGCACCUUGCGCAAGCCGAAUUUACCAAUGCCGCGCUUGAUUGAUCUUCUCGAAUAUCUCGCCCAGCCUCAACAAGAGCAUGUGUGGCUCCUGCUCGAUGUCAAGAGAGAUGACGAUGCCAGUGAAUUGCUCACCCGGUUAGCGGAAACCAUAGCCUCUGUCCCGGCGAGGAUACCAUGGAAUACACGCAUCAUACUGGGUUGCUGGAACGCAAACUACGUGCGGCUAAGCAAGAAGCUUCUCCCAGAAUUUCCACUCGCCUUUAUCGGCUGGUCUCUGGCAUACGCUACCGCGUUGUCGCACGUUCCCAAUAUGAAUUUCAACCUACUUCUGCACAGUUUGACCGGCCCGUUUGGUGCUCGAUUCUUGAGGCAUGCCAGGAAGAUCAACCGUCUCGUCUUUGGCUGGACAGUCAACGAAGAACGUUGGAUGGAGUGGAGUAUACAGCAUGAGCUUGAUGGGGUUAUCACGGAUGACCCUAAACUCUUCCUCGAGGUUUGUGACAGAUGGAGGAAGGAUCCUGACGGUGCUGCCGCAGCGAUGGGCUCUAAAACAACCCUGCCAUGCAGAGUGAGGCAGUUUGCUGAGGCUGUGGUAAUGUUCAUUAUUUUGAAUACCCUGAUCAUCACACUGCGCACUGUAUCGGCAUUCAAGCGAGGUUCGCCGACAACUCAGGUUCGGAGGGGGCUUGCAGGGCAAGACCAAGGCUUUCAGGGGCCUGUGUAUUAA
Neoarthrinium moseri is the source of this 1281-nucleotide messenger RNA. RefSeq lists its product as uncharacterized. Gene Ontology annotation, biological process: lipid metabolic process. The coding region runs from base 1 to 1281 and encodes 426 amino acids. The transcript has 6 exons. The record is from RefSeq and is a predicted model, not a curated record. Gene Ontology annotation, molecular function: phosphoric diester hydrolase activity. NCBI's taxonomy places the organism in Eukaryota, Fungi, Ascomycota, Sordariomycetes, Amphisphaeriales, Apiosporaceae.